GGGUUUGGAGAUGGUGGGGGUGAGAGCGAGAGAGAGACAGAGAUGCACAGCAGAAGAGAGAGCCAGAGAAAGAGAGGAAUAGUUCAGUAAUGGGAUUAAGGGAGCUGGAGCGAGGAGGAGACAAACAGACAGAGCAAGUGAGAGACGGAGUUGGGGAAUCGGGGUUCAUCUGACUUUAAGAAGGGAGGGUCAUUCUAUCCACACACACACACACACACACACACACGCACACACACACACACACUCUGCUAGCAAGCAGAGGCACUGAGCCAGCCAGCAGAGAACCUGCUGAUCAGCAGCCAUGACAGAUACCGACUCUCUGAGCGAGGCACUGAAGGCUAUCAGUGUGAGUACAGAGCUGAUUGAUGAAGAGCUCAAGUCUCAUUUGGAUACAGUGUUAACUGCGCUGCUAGAAAAGAAGAAAGAUGCUGCCGUCGAGACUGUCAGAAGUGGGAUCCUACCCACACUGGCUCAGACCUUACGGAGUAAAAGCAAGCUGAGCUGCCAGGUGGCUCUGGUGGUAGCAGAGAUGGCACGAGAAGCUGCAGUCAGGGAGCCGUGCAUCGAGGCAGGCCUGGUGAAAGUGCUGGUUCCCCAUCUGAACAGCAAUGACCAGGAAAUGCUGCUGAACACUGGCAGGGCCAUUGGACGCAUUUGCUUUGACAACUCAUACCAGCAGGAGCAGUUAGUCCAGAUUGGUGUCAUCCCCAGACUGGUGUCCAUAAUGAAGGAGUAUCCGGAGAACGACCCGCUGGUCAACGUCUGCCUGCUGGCACUCUGUAACCUGGUGGACUUGGACUCUGCAAGGGAGGCCCUGACAGAGCUGGAUGUGGCAGAUGUACUGACCACUCAGCUGAAACGUGCUCCUGAUGCUGAACGCCGACAUGUCAUUUUGGAAAUACUGGGCUCACUGGGCGAGAGUGAUACACUGAAGCUGCAGUUUGCAGAGUCAGGAGUACCAGAGGCUUUAUCGGAGAUGAUUCAGGGUCUGCAGGGAGGUUCUGAUCCACAUGACCUCUGCAGCAUCAAGAUUGCUUCCAACCUCAUAGUAUCCCUGCUUUUAGGAGAUGAGUCUAUGCAGAAGUGUUUUGGUGAGGGAUCGGGUCUGGUCUAUCAGGAUGUUCUGUCCUGGCUCCAGAGCGCCAACACUCAGCUGCAGCUGUCAGGAGCCCUCGCCAUUGCUAACUUUGCCAGAAACGACAGUAACUGUGUGAAGAUGCUGGAUCUUGGUGUGGUUCCUCACAUCCUGACCUUGUUGGAGCAGCAUGUGGACGAAGGAGAUGUGUCUGUUCAGCAUGCCGGACUGAGCGCGCUCAGAAACCUAGCCAUUCCUGCCACCAACAAAGUGAAGAUGCUGGAGGAUGGGGUGACUGAGAGAAUAAAGUCCUUGCUGCGCUCUGACAUGCCACCGGUUCAGUUCAAACUGCUGGGUACGCUGCGCAUGAUGGUGGAUGGACAAGAGGAGGCGGCCUUAGUGCUAGGAAGAGAUGCCGUGCUGCUAGCUCGUAUCAUGGAGUGGUGUGAAGCCAAAGACCAUGCAGGAGUCCGAGGUGAAGCCAGUCGCCUUUUGGCCGCCCUCAUCAGACACAGCCGCAACCCUGAAGUUGUCCGUGCAGUCGCCAGAGCGGAUGGGGUUCGGCACCUUAUCUCUAUGGCAACAAGUGAGCAUGUCAUCAUGCAGAAUGAGGCCCUGGUUGCCCUGGCGAUAGCAUCUGCCAUUGACAUUGAGUUGAUGACGGAUCCUUUUAGGGAGGCGGAGCUGCUACACAUGCUGAAGAAGAUGCUGGAAGAUCCUACAGGAGCAGUCGAGGUCAAGUUCAGUGCUUUGGGUCUAAUCUGCAGCCUCGCCAACUCCAGUGCGAUGAAGGACGAGCUGAACACCAUAAAUAUGAGGGAAAGCCUCGUUAAACUGACGGAUCAUAGCAGCGAAAAACUUGCCUCGCAGGCCAGCUCCAUACUGACACUUCUGGGUGAUGCCAGCUAAACCAGCACCCUGCAGCGACGGAGCAUCUCAUCUGUUCAAUGGACUUCUCCAGCUUUGUCAAACACAUAUUCUGGUUCAAAUGAUCUUACUGCACAGAUGUUGAAAACUGACUUGUCAAAUGUUGCCUGUUUUGUGGCAGUGAAAGACUUAAGGACCAAAUUUUAGCGGCAGUGUAAUGUAUGUUGUCUAUGUGGGAGAGAAGGGCUCAUUAGUAUUAUGUCACUGCCUCUUGACAAAACUUUCUUUUUGGCAAGAGUCAUUUCUUGUUUUAUUCUUUUAGAUGCAUGAUGGUGCAAAUGCUGAUAUAAUGUGACCGUUUAUGAGGCGAGAUCAACUGAAAUAGCUCCGACUGAUGCGGUCAUUCAAUUACAACCGACGCCAUCUGGCUCUGGCUGUAGGUUUGUGGUGCUGGUAGACACACAGCGCUGCUCUUCACAAUCCACACAACUUCAUCUUUUUAGCUACUAUCGUCAUGCUUCCCUGUUGUGAGACUAGUGAUUUGACUGGCUGAGAGUAUAAUUAUCAAACAACAAACCCAAUGAUUUAUUUUCCAUUUCUUCUUUUAUCUUUUUUUGUUUGUUUUUGUACUGAACUAAAAUAGCAGAUGUGCUUGGAGAUGAAUAAGAUUUGAAACUGUGGGCUCCCCAUUAGAAUAAAUAUCUAUAGAAAUGUGUUAAAGAUCCAGUGUUAAACUUAGGUUAUGCCAGCUCCCAAAUAUCUUCUAAAGUUGUGCUGAUUUCCUUUAGUAGCAGCAAGUAUUUCAUACCAAGUUCAGAUAUUUACUAGAUGACUAUAGUUAUUAUUUUUACUGAAAAUGCACCAAGAACAUGUUAAAAAAAAAACUGGCCUCUCUCUCUAAAUCAGAAAGGUGUGAUAUGUGACAAAAAGUGUCAGCCACUCUCACAGCCCUCCUCAGUGCAGACAACCUGCUCUGUUGCCAUGGAGAUAGUUCAGCUGUCAUCACAUGUGCUAAGCAUGGAACUACAGUUAAAAAAAAGUCUGCAUCAAGCAACAUUUUAACCAAACAUGUGACAUGUAAUGUGUCCGUAUUGUGUGCAUUUUGAAUUAACAUACAAAUCAAAUUAACAGAUAAGCUCACUGAUAUAAAAGAGAAGUUACAGUCUUUUAGGGUUAUUUUCUCUAUACCUUUUUAAAAUGACCUAAUACGAUGUCCGUAAGAUAUUUGUUGGCAGGCUGUAACCUGGUCUCUAUGACUAAAGACGUCUCCCAUCGUCAGAAUCUUUAUUUUUAAAGAAACUCAUGUUCCGCCAUCAAAGCAUUUUAAUGUCUGGUACUGUCAUCCUGCAAAGCAAAAUGAAGUAAAGCUAUCAAAGGAGCCACGUUAACAAGCAAUCAUAGUGCGCUGCAUGGCCUCAUCCUAGAAUCUUUAUGGUGUAUAUUGGAUUUUGUCCCUGAGCUUUUCCAGUAGGAACUGCACUGUACAUAAAGUGGAGAUUGUUAUAUGAUCAUAUGCAUAUGUAGAUAGAAUUACAGGUUAUGACGUUAAUUACCAAAUAAUUGCUAACCCUUGUAGAAGCACUAAAUAAAGGUGCUCUUUGCAUCUAGAUUUCUCAGACUGAAGUGAUCUAAAUGUUUGAAGCUGUGAUCAUGUCAUACAUGACGUAUGGCACAUGUGUGAAAGCGGCAGUUUUAAGAAGUGAUGGUGUCGUGGUGGAUAAGAAUGACGUGAGACUCACAGUAACUCUGAUAUGACAUGAAUGUAGCAUUAAGGCUUCAUCAGCAGGACAACACUGUCUGUAGAGUAACUGUUACUGACAAUGGUGAGCAAAAAAAAUCCACAUGCAAAAACAAAGGGUUUUGAAGUUAUUUUGCUUCAUGAAUCAGGUGCCAAUAAAAUACUGACUGGUUCCUACUGGUACUCAAAUGCUGUAUUUUAAAUAAAAUUGUGUCUACGGCUACAAUAUGGAAUAGCAAAAUGAAUUUUGGGAACCUUGCUUUACCAUAUUAUUAAGGAGGAAAACAACUAUUGCUACUCUCUUGUUCCUCCUUUUCUUCCACUGUACCAACAUGUCAUUACCAGUAGGAACCACAAAGUACCUGAUUCAUACAGUGAAACUGUACAUUGUAGGUUAGACUUCGAGAACCAUUUUUGUUACACAGUUAAAGAAAGAACUAUUUUGUCAUUAUUGAGCAAAGUCAUGUUUGUGGUCCUAUCAUUACACAAAAUAAUCUGGCUCUGUAUAGCCUGAAGUUAUGCUCACACACUACCGUUCAAAAGUUUAGGGUCACUUACUUUUAAAAGAAAAGCAUUUUUUUCAAUGAAGACAACAUUAAUUUAAUCAGAAAUCCAGUCUAGACAUUGAUAAUGUGGUAAAUGACUAUUCUAGCAGGAAAACAGCUGAUUUUUAAUGGAAUAGCUCCAUAGGGGUACAGAGGAACAUUUCCAGCAACCAUCACUCCUGUGUUCUGAUGCUACAUUGUGUUAGCUAAUGGUGUUGAAAGGCUAACUGAUGAUUAGAAAACCCUUGUGCAGUUAUGUUAGCAAAUGCAUGGAGAACAUGAAAUUUUCUGGGUGACCUCAAACUUUUGAACGGCAGUGUAUGUACUGCACAUGCAGGAUUAUUUAAGGGAGUGAGUAAUUUUAUUACCAAGAGUGAAUUAGCAAAUUCUUUGCAGCAGAUUAUUUUUGCACAUUUUAUAACCUAUAACAUCAGACCAACUGCUUCUGGAUGAAACCAGGUAGCUUAUUGUGAAAAAGGAUUUAUUUGUUUGAAUGUGGUCUAAAUGUGAUGUUUUAUUAUUGCAUUUCAUAAGCACAUCUUAUCACAGAGUAAAAGAACAACUGCAAGGAAGGACAUGAACACACUCCUUAAUUAAUGGGCUUCAUCUUUUGGCUACUCUCACAAAUGCAAGUUUAGCUUGGGAUCAAAAUCAAGAACCAUGAACUGUCAGCUCGGGUUAGUAGUUUUAGAAGGUAAAGAUUUUUUUUUUAAAUAUAUAAGAAACACCUGAUCCUUGUCAACCAAUGUAGAUUACUCAUCCUAUUGUUAUCAUUUUGAUACUUUUCAGUGUACACAAUCAGCUCCUAGCAAACUGCUUGUACAUGUGGUGACAGUAUAACAGCAAUAUCCAACAAUCCUCUACAAAGGACACUUCUGUUACAGCAAAAAAUAAAAGGAAGUUUUGCAUCUGACAGAGGAAUUCUAUGGAAGCACAAUGUGAAGAAGCUACAUAUUGAACUGCUGUAAUCAUAGGGAGAGAAGGAGCAUGUGUGUUCUAUACAACCUAAAUCAAUAACGUGUUAAUAGAAAUAAAGCAGUAGUUUUGCUGUUAUGUUUCAUGUAAUAUCUGUAUUCACAUAUAUUACAUAUAUUCUGUAUACACAACCACAUAUUACUCCACAUUUGUCAACAGAUCUUGACUUUUUCCAGCUGAGAGACACAUUUGUGACACGUUAAAAGCUUUGAUCUAGGGAGAGCAGAAUAAAGUCAUGGGAUGUCUCCUGUC
Acanthochromis polyacanthus (spiny chromis) is the source of this 5452-nucleotide messenger RNA. Its product is annotated as rap1 GTPase-GDP dissociation stimulator 1-B. The record is from RefSeq and is a predicted model, not a curated record. Gene Ontology annotation, biological process: positive regulation of GTPase activity. Gene Ontology annotation, cellular component: cytosol. The transcript is spliced from 14 exons. Lineage: Eukaryota; Metazoa; Chordata; Actinopteri; Pomacentridae. Gene Ontology annotation, molecular function: guanyl-nucleotide exchange factor activity; protein binding. The coding region runs from base 302 to 1984 and encodes 560 amino acids.